Verticillium nonalfalfae is the source of this 390-nucleotide messenger RNA. RefSeq lists its product as uncharacterized. Lineage: Eukaryota; Fungi; Ascomycota; Sordariomycetes; Glomerellales; Plectosphaerellaceae. The coding region runs from base 1 to 390 and encodes 129 amino acids. The transcript is spliced from 2 exons. The record is from RefSeq and is a predicted model, not a curated record.
AUGCGCGAGCAAAAUGGCAAAGAAGAGCAGCUGGAGGAGGAUCAUGCACAGGCAGCAACAUCAGUUGUUGGCGCGCGAGUGCCGCAUGCACGUAUCCUCUACGUUGAGUGGACUGAUCGCCGCCGGGGUACCAACACGAUCCAGAUCCGCUCUGGCUCUCUGCAGCUGGUCAAGACCGCCGGACCAUGGAAGAUUGGAUUCAAAAACGGGAAGUGCAAGCAAGGUCAUGGCGAUGGUGACGACACACACAUUGUCAAACUGUCCCAUGCAGAGUUCGACCAGUACCGCGUGGCCGGCGCCGUUUUGUCUCAUCCAAAACUAGUCAUCCCCUACAGCCCCGCCAGCACUUUCAUACAAUCGCAAUUUACCUUGGAUCUCUGUCUUUCCUAA